This is a messenger RNA of Anneissia japonica, 3208 nucleotides long. Its product is annotated as cytochrome b561 domain-containing protein 2-like. NCBI's taxonomy places the organism in Eukaryota, Metazoa, Echinodermata, Crinoidea, Comatulida, Comatulidae. The record is from RefSeq and is a predicted model, not a curated record. The transcript has 3 exons. Bases 15 to 719 code for a protein of 234 amino acids. Gene Ontology annotation, molecular function: transmembrane monodehydroascorbate reductase activity.
GUAAAAUCAUUCUCAUGGCAGAAGCCACUCAAAAACUUGAAAAGAAAACUAAAUUAAAAGUAGGCAUAUGUAAGAGAAUUCGCAAUUUCUUCGCAAUGGUAGCACAUCUAAUAGCCAUUGGAUUCACAGGAUUUAUAAUCUACGAAGCAUGGCCUGGAUCAAGUCUGUUCUCCUGGCAUCCCACAUUGAUGACACUUGCUUUUGCAUUUCUGAUGUUUGAAGCUGUUAUCUUCUUCUCACCUGAAAGCUCUCUCCUUCCACAAGCCAGCAGAAAGGUGAAAACCAGCUACCAUUGGAUAACAAACACCAGUGCAUUAAUCGCUGCUGCUGUCGGAUUUACCGUCAUAGUUGUCAACAAAGCAAUAAACGACAAGCCACAUUUCAAGUCGUGGCACGGUUUCUUGGGCCUGAUCACUUUGAUUUACAGUGUAGUACAGGCCACGGGAGGAGUUCCUAUUCUUUAUCACAAGUUCUUCGCUGGAAGAUUUAAACUGGGUGAUCUUAAGUUGUACCACGCAACCUCUGGACUGAUUCUCUUCUGUCUGGUUUACGCUACGCUUGUUCUUGCGUUAUAUUCAAACUGGUUUACUGGGAAGGUUACCGGAAUCUGGUGGUAUGUAGCUCUUGGUUGCCCUGCAUGGCUAGCCCUCGUUGUCAUGAAUCAAGUUACAUCCGAAUAUCUACCUCGAGCCUUGAAGAAGCCCUCUCAACAGUACUGAAUACUGUACUUACAUAAAAUAUUGCUUUUAAUUUUUUUUAUUGAUUGAUAAAAUAAGUACAACAUUUUUACCCAUAAUGUACAGGUACCUUGUACAAGGUUAUCAUUAGGCAAGACUUUUUCUUAUAUCUGAUUAAGCAAACUUUAUCUUUACAAGGUCUUCUGAGGAUUGUGGAGAAAUAUUUAAAAAUACUGUAACAUUUUAUUUUCUUAGCAAAAUGUUUUACCAAAUGUUUCUAGGUGGAGGAGAAAAUAUAAUUUAAUUGAUGAAUAAAAAAUGAUAAAGUAUGAAAAUAAGUCUCCUCUUAACCAUCAGUAUAAAUUAUGACUAUUUUCCAAAUUAUAAUAUUGAUUAAUUAACAAAAAUGGAUAAUUAAAUUAUGGAUUGUACAGUGUUAAAGAUGCUAUUGUAGGUGCUAUCACAGUUCUUGUUGGUGAAAUAAAGUAUAAACAAAAAAUAAUCACUCCUUAACCAUUAGAAAUAUAAUAAUGGCUUUGAUUAUUUUAUCACCAAAUUAGGUUAUUAAAUGAUAAAUAAAAAAUAAAUUAGUUGUAGAAUACAUGUGUACAGUGGUAAGAGACGUUGUCAAUGUAAAUGAGGAUUUAUAUUUAUUUUAUUCCACAUGGCCAAGUAGUAUUACCAAUAGUGAAUUAAUCACUGUCCUGUUAGAUAGUUGGCAAUCCCUUCACAUGACGCACAUAUUAUCUGCACUAAAGGGUUUAUCAAUCUACAGUUUUAGCAAAUUUAUUUAUAACUUUUCUCAUGUGUGUAUUUUGGUGAAGUAUACAAUUUUACUGAAAGAGUAGUGUAAUUUAUUAAUUACCCGCUACUUUCACAUCAAAAUUUGUGAAUGCAAUGUUCCAUCAUCAAAUUACCCAUGUAUGUACUGUAUAUGAUUUAUUUCUAUUGUGUAAGUUUUCAUAUGUUUAUUUGUAUUGCAAAUAUUCUGUAUUAUAUCCAUGAAUUUGUAUGCAUUACUAAUGCUAUUGUAAAAAAAAACCUCAAAUUGAAACCCUGGGCUUCUUUGUUUUUUUGUUUUUUUUGUUUUUUUUGUUUUUUUUGUGAACUUUGGUUGGGCUUCUUUUCGAAGAUAAUUUUGCAAACUAAAAAGAAGGGCUUUAAUUUGAGAUGGGCUUCUUCUCGAGAUUAAGCCCAUCGGGCUUCUACUCGAGGUUUUACGGUACUUUGGCCUGUAUACAGUAGAUUAUAGUUGGUGCUAUGUAUCUAGCAAGAUGACUUAAUCUAAAAAAAUCUUUGAAAUAUGAAAAAAAACUGAAAUUUAAAUGAAAAAAAUCUAUUGAAGAGUAUGUUUAAGUUGAAACCCAAUGUAGUUGUUUAAUCGAAUCUGUUACUUCCAUUCACUCUCUAGUGUGUUACUGCAAAGUUACCGUACAAUCAUGGACCCAUGCGAAAAUAUAUUUACUAUUACUGUGCUAGCUACAGGCUUAGUAGCUGUCUAAUAGGGUUCAGCCUUAUUUCAAUGACUUCCCCUUUAUACCAUAUGGGCGAACGACGAUGGCUUGGGACUAUAAUGAGAGGUUUCUCACAUCUGUUCAAUUCUUGUUGAUCGGAUCGAAAUACCGUCCAAAAGACCGUUAAACCUCCAGUGAUUGUCAUGAUGUAUUCUAUUUUAAUAUUUUAUUUAAUUACCUCCACUCUCUAAAGGCCUGUUUACACUAUGACGAUAACGGUCAACGAUAAAAAUCUAAAAAGCAAUUGUUUGUAGAGAUAAUAAAAGAAAAAAGAUAGGUUUUUCACACUAGCACGAUUCGAUGACGAUUUAUCAUGUAUACGAUAAAAAAAUAUAAUUUCACAAAUCAAAUCAAAUGACGUCAUAGUCAUGGGAAAACGAUUAAAUCGUUUUUACUACUACGAUUUAUCGUUUCCCCAUGAUGAUGACAUCAUUUAUUUGUUUUGUGAAAAUAUUUUUUAUCGAAUACACGAUACACAUUAUUGAAUCAUGCUAGUGUGAAAACUUCUUUUUUUUUUUUUUUUUCUAUGUAAACAAUUGCUAUUUAGCUUUUUAACGUUGAUCAUUAUCGUCAUAAUGUAAGUAGGCCUUUAGCCUCAUUAAAAGACUUCUCUUUCGGCGUGGGGAGCAGCCCACCUUUAUUCUCAUUUUCUCAGUCAGGGUUUAACUAGCCAAAAACAAUAUUUAGCAAUUUGGCUAAUUCAGUAUGAAAAUAAUUAGCCAAAUAGAAAUUUUAUUAGCCAAAACAAAAGAAGAAUUACAGCUUUAAUUCCAUUAGCCUUUUGACUAAUUUUGAAUUAAAAUAUUUAGCAAAAUACAGCUUAAACACUGCUCAGUAUAUAUCUCAUACAAACAUACUCUUGUUAUAAGCUAUGUAUACAUAUGCAUACAUAUACACACACAUACAUACAUACAUAUACUCAAAGACUUAGUUUAUCAAGAAUCUUUCUAUCUUGUAAUUGGAGGAUGUUCUUGUUGGAUGCGUAUGAAAUGCGAAAAUAAAAAAUAAAGAAAAAGA